This is a messenger RNA of Lottia gigantea (owl limpet), 1238 nucleotides long. RefSeq lists its product as hypothetical. Gene Ontology annotation, cellular component: cytosol. The transcript has 10 exons. NCBI's taxonomy places the organism in Eukaryota, Metazoa, Mollusca, Gastropoda, Lottiidae. The coding region runs from base 47 to 1186 and encodes 379 amino acids. The record is from RefSeq and is a predicted model, not a curated record. Gene Ontology annotation, biological process: formaldehyde catabolic process. Gene Ontology annotation, molecular function: S-(hydroxymethyl)glutathione dehydrogenase [NAD(P)+] activity; zinc ion binding.
GAUUAAACCAGUCAGAACUGAACAGAUCUAGUUACAACCAAACAACAUGGCAUCUGAUACACUCAGCAAGAAAAUUCGAUGUAAAGCCGCAGUAUUAUGGGAAGUUAAUACACCAUUAGUUAUAGAAACUAUCGAGGUUGAGCCACCUAGAGCUGGAGAAGUCAGAAUUAAAAUUCUAGCUACCGGUGUAUGUAAGACAGAUGCCUAUUUGUUAGAUAGGGUAGACCCUAGUAAGAAUUAUCCAGUAAUAUUAGGACAUGAAGGAGCUGGUAUUGUUGAAAGUGUUGGUGAAGGAGUUACAAAUGUAGCGCCUGGUGAUCAUGUAGUGCCACUUUAUUACCCUCAAUGUUACCAGUGUAAAUUCUGUAAAAACCCUAAAACUAACUUCUGCUCAAAAGUAAGAGCUACCCAGAUGAAAGGUGUGAUGCCUGAUGGAACGUCCAGAUUUCGAUGUAAUGGUAAAAAGUUAUUCCAUUUUAUGGGAUGUAGUACAUUCAGUGAAUAUACUGUUGUAGCUGAUGUUUCUGUUUGCAAGGUAGAUUCCACUGCACCAUCAGAGAAAGUUUGUUUAUUAGGCUGUAGUAUAUCAACAGGGUAUGGAGCUGUUGUCAACACUGCUCAAGUUGAAUCUGGUUCAACAUGUGCUGUUUGGGGAUUAGGAGCUGUAGGAUUAGCUGUUAUUAUGGGGUGUAAAAUAGCUGGUGCUAAAAGAAUUAUUGGUGUAGAUAUUAACUCUGAUAAAUUCAAAGUUGCUGAAGAUUUUGGAUGUACAGAAUUUAUAAAUCCUAAGGAUUAUGAUAAACCAAUACAAGAAGUUAUAGUAGAGAAAACAGAUGGAGGGUGUGAUUAUACAUUUGAAUGUAUUGGUAGUGUUGAAGCAAUGAGAGCAUCACUUGAUGCCUGUCAUAAAGGAUGGGGUGUAUCAACUAUAUUAGGAAUGACACCACCUGGAGCAGAAUUAACAGCAAAACCUUACUCCAUUGUUACAGGAUGUGUUUGGAAAGGGUCUGUAUUUGGAGGUUGGAAAAGCCAGGACAGUUUGCCAACACUGGUUGAAGAGUACAUGCAAAAUAAAUUAAAAGUAGAUGAAUUUGUUAGUUUUACAUUACCAUUAGCUAAAAUAAAUGAGGGAUUCGACUACAUGAGGAAAGGAGUAGGAAUAAAGUCAGUAGUUAUAUUUGAUUAGUUGCAGCUUUUUUUGGGGAAAGAGUGUCAGUAAUAAACAUUAUUCAAACUGG